This is a messenger RNA of Microstroma glucosiphilum, 2094 nucleotides long. RefSeq names its product amidase. The record is from RefSeq and is a predicted model, not a curated record. The coding region runs from base 1 to 1716 and encodes 571 amino acids. The transcript is spliced from 3 exons. Lineage: Eukaryota; Fungi; Basidiomycota; Exobasidiomycetes; Microstromatales; Microstromataceae.
AUGGUCUUCGAUGAUGCUCUUGAUGCUCAAGCACCGACUGCUGUGACCACGAACCCCAUAUCUGAUGGCGCGUCUGCCGAUGACCUCGAGGCAGCUUCCAGCUUCAAGGGCACCUGGCAGCAUAUAGGCGCAUCCAAGCAGCAGGCCAGAGAGGCACUUCUCGGUCCAAUCGAAGACGAUGCUGAUCUCUCAAGCCUCGCAGCAUCACUCCUCACCGACGAAGAGGCAGCCAUCAUCGGCAAGCCGGCCCACAUCCUCGCAGCCGACAUUGCCGCCCGCCGACUCACUUCAUACCAGGUCACACUCGCCUUUUGCAAGGCAGCUACCAUCGCGCAGGAUGCCACGAAUUGUCUGACCGAGAUAUGCUUUCGAGAAGGUCUUGCACAGGCUCGCUCUCUAGAUACAUACCAGGCAGAGCACGACGGCAAGACCAUAGGACCUCUGCACGGCGUACCGGUCAGCGUCAAGGACCAUAUUGAUGUCAAGGGUAUGGACGGACCCAGUGGGUUCGUGGGAUGGUGUGGCAAUUGCGUGGCAGAUACAAAUGCCCUCGCCGUGUCAUGCCUGGUAGAGGCAGGAGCUGUCAUCUAUUGCAAGACUGCGAACCCUCAGUCCUUGCUGUCAAUUGAGACCAACAAUAAUGUCUAUGGGCGUACCACCAACCCUCACAAUCGGACCCUCUCGCCUGGAGGGAGCAGCGGAGGUGAGGGCGCUCUCAUAGCAAUGCGUGGCAGUGUCCUUGGCGUGGGGACCGACAUCGCUGGCAGCAUUCGUAUCCCGGCACUGUCGUCCGGCAUAUAUGGUCUACGCCCCACGAUUGGUCGCCUGCCACACUCUGGUCUCAGAGGACCGCACAGCGGUAUGGACACUAUCCUCGGAGUGGUAGGACCACUUGCGACUUGCCUCGCAGAUCUCAACCUCUUCUGCUCGGCUAUACUGGAGCGACAGCCCUGGCGCAGGGAGCCUCAGGUCUUGACUCUGCCCUGGAAGACAGAGUUGACUUCUCCUUCGCCCGACCGCAAGUUGCGUAUUGGUAUCAUCCUCGACGAUGGCCUCUGUGCUGUCCAUCCUCCUAUCUCCCGCGCCAUGAAUAAGGCCACAAGAACCCUGAAGGCCGCAGGUCACACCUUGCUCCCCUGGGAUCCUGUCCUAGCAAAAGAGUCCGUCGAAGUCCUCUUUACGGCUUGUCUGCAAGAUCGAGGCGAGGAGUACCACGAGCACAUGCGUCUCUCCGGUGAGCCAGCAGUCCCGCUUCUGCAGUGGCUCCUUACAGAGCGUGUACCCUCCAAGACUCUGAGCACUCCGCGCGAAGUGUGGGACCUGAACGUGCGGAGGGAUACGGUCAAGACUGCUGCCCUUGCCCAGUGGGAGCAGCUCAAUCUCGAUGUCCUCCUCUGUCCCGGAGCACCAACGCUCGCGCCGCGCCAUGACCAGUCUCGCCACUGGAACUACACGAGCAUGUGGAACGUCACUGACUGGCCCGCCGUCACCUUCCCCAUUGGCAAGUACAGCGGUGUAGAAGCACCCGAAGAAGAAGCAGAGACGAGGUAUCCGCCGCAUCCACCUCGUAAUCCUAUCGAGGAGCACGUCUUUAAGGAGUGGAGUCCAGAGUGGUACAGGAAUGCACCUGUGGGACUACAAUUGGUGGGACAGAGAAUGCAGGAAGAGGAGCUGCUCGGGUGCUUGAAGCUGGUGGAGGCGGCUCUGAGUGCAUGAGCAUGUCGCUGAGUCUUACGGAGCCGAGCGUGGGUCAUAUUAUCGUGAUCAUAUCCCCAUUGUCAUCAUUAUCAUCAUUAUCAUCAUCAUCAUACUCAAUAGAAAGAACAUACAGUGCGUACAUUAUGGGCCGCCUGUCGCCUAUCUCUAUCACACCUCAGUCCCAAUCUACAUAGAAGCUCUGUCGUAUCGCACGAUAGGCACUAUGAGACUCAUCAUCUACCCAUAGCCUAGCAGAUCACACACCCUUUGACUGCACUUGCAGUUGCUGCAGCAGGCAACGGUCCCGGUAGACUAGAGACGAGGAAGACCAGCCUGUCUACGGCUUCCUCCAUGAUCUGGUGACGACUCUUCGCACCGGCUGGGGGAGGAUAGAGC